AUGAGACUUUAUGCCGCCCCGGACGCAGUGAUGUGCCGAUCCUUUCCCCCCACGCUCAGGAGGGAGGCUAGGGACUGGGUAGCAACCUUGUCCCCACGCUCCAUCAAGUCAUUUGAUGAGCUCUCCAAGAGCUUUGUGGCUUAUUUCCUAAGCAACAAGAAGAAGAGGAAGACAACCAUUGUGUUGAUGCAGGUUGUACAGGACAAGGACAAGUCAUUGCAGGAAUACUUAGCUAGGUUCAGCUGGGCGACUCUUGGCAUUAGAGACCUGCAAAUGUCCGCAGUGGUUAUAGCCUUGAUGAAUGGAACGCAAAACCGGGCCUUUAAGAUGUCACUCUCCAAGAACCCCCCGGAGUCGAUGCAUGACCUAUUAAAGAAGGGAGACAAGUAUGUCGAUGCGGAGGAAGCGAAGAAGGUAACUAAAAAUCUCAGGGAUGGAAGGGAGAGGGAAGCUAGUAAGCGAAAAACAUAUGACAAGGAAAGGCACAAUGAUAAAAAUAAGUGGAAGAAUGAACGCACGAGCAAGGGUUAUGUCCAAGACCGAGAUCACGGGCAUGAUACCGAAGAAUGCCGACAGUUAAAGGAAGAAAUUGAGCGCCAGCUGAGACAGGGGCUAUUGGCGAAGUAUGUGAAAAAUGAUAAGGGCAGGCAAAGGGCCGAAGGUAUACCCCCACCAAGAGCAGAAGUUAUAAACAUGAUCAUCGGAGGAGUAGCAUCGGGCGGCGACUCGAAUUCAGCUAGGAAAAGCUAUGCGCGUUCAGUAGGGGUCUGCUCUAUUCAGAAAAAAGCAAGAUUCAACCAGAGUAUAACUUUCGAUGAAGAGGACUUGAUUGGUGUAACACACCCCCAUGAUGACGCCUUAGUAAUAGUAGGUGAUAUUGCGGAUUUUGACGUAAAGGGGGUGUUAGUCGAUGGAGGGAGUACGACAAAUGUCCUCACCUGGGAUGCCUUCUUGGGUCUGAAAAUCCCCCAAGAAAAGUUGAAGGUGGUGACUACCCCCUACAAGGCUUUGGAGGGGCAACAGUGA
Molecule: messenger RNA, 1026 nt
Organism: Olea europaea var. sylvestris
Lineage: Eukaryota; Viridiplantae; Streptophyta; Magnoliopsida; Lamiales; Oleaceae
Exons: 2
Coding region: 1-1026 (341 amino acids)
Source: RefSeq, a predicted model, not a curated record